Molecule: messenger RNA, 825 nt
Organism: Fonsecaea nubica
Lineage: Eukaryota; Fungi; Ascomycota; Eurotiomycetes; Chaetothyriales; Herpotrichiellaceae
Product: pre-rRNA-processing protein PNO1
Exons: 1
Coding region: 1-825 (274 amino acids)
Cellular component (GO): nucleolus
Molecular function (GO): RNA binding
Source: RefSeq, a predicted model, not a curated record
AUGCCUGCUCCGACGGCGCUUCAGCGCGUGCCUCCAGAGACCAUGGCAGAAUCCGCAUCCCAAGAACCCCACGACAUACAUCCUCCCGCCGAAGAAAAUAUCGAUGUGGACAUAAUAACAGCACCGCAACCGGAGAGCAUUGUACCGCAGACACAAGAAGAAGAAGAAGAAACAGACACGGCGAUGGAGAUGGACGAAGAAGGCCGGCCUCGCUUCGCACCCGCCUCGACAUCACAAGUGGGAUUUGAGACCGCAACGACAACGACGACGCCGGUCCUAAGAAUACAAUCUCGCAAGGUGCCAGUGCCGCCGCACCGCAUGUCGCCGCUGAAGCAGAGCUGGGGAAAGAUCUACCCGCCGCUGGUAGAGCACCUGAAGCUGCAGGUGCGGAUGAACGUCAAGUCAAAGGCGGUGGAGCUGCGGACGUCGCGGUUCACGACGGACACGGGGGCGCUGCAGAAGGGCGAGGACUUUGUGCGGGCCUUCACGCUGGGGUUCGACGUCGACGACGCCAUCGCCCUGCUGCGCCUCGACGACCUGUACAUCGAGACCUUUGAGAUCAAGGACGUCAAAACCCUGCAUGGCGAGCACCUCGGCCGCGCCAUUGGCCGCAUCGCAGGCAAGGAUGGCAAGACCAAGUUCGCCAUCGAAAACACCUCAAAGACCCGCGUCGUCCUCGCCGACACAAAGAUCCACAUCCUCGGCGGCUUCCAAAACAUCCGCAUCGCCCGCGAGGCCGUCGUCAGCCUGAUCCUGGGCGCCCCGCCCGGCAAGGUUUAUGGGAAUCUGCGGACCGUGGCGUCGAGGAUGAAAGAGAGGUUUUGA